Musca domestica (house fly) is the source of this 851-nucleotide messenger RNA. RefSeq names its product sarcotoxin II-1-like. Bases 59 to 784 code for a protein of 241 amino acids. The record is from RefSeq and is a predicted model, not a curated record. Gene Ontology annotation, cellular component: extracellular region. Lineage: Eukaryota; Metazoa; Arthropoda; Insecta; Diptera; Muscidae. The transcript is spliced from 2 exons. Gene Ontology annotation, biological process: defense response to bacterium.
AUCAGAACACAUAGAGUAUUCAAACGAAAAUAAACAUCAAUCAAAAAUUAUAGCCUAAAUGAAGUGUAUUCUAUUGUUCGCAGCUUGUGUUGGCAUUUUAGCUAUUGCUUCGGUAACAGAAGCUCAGCCGCAACGAGUUUAUGUGCAAAAAUUGUCAUAUUAUCCACCUUCCACCCGGGCACCUCAGAUCAUGAGAGCGCGACGUUCUCCCGAUAGUCCUCCACCAAGCUCUGGCAUUAAAAUUAAGACCAACUCGGUGAGCAGCAAUAUAUUCACCAGCCCCUCGAACAAAUUGGAUGGUACCGUGACCCAAAGUAAAACCUAUUUUCCCAAUGGACAAUUUUCAGAAUCCUCCUCGGGUUCUUUGGACUGGAAGAACUCCCUGGGCGUUGGUGGUUCGUUGAGUCGUGAUAUUACCACGGGUCACAGCGAUUCUUUUACCAAAUCGUUGGGUGUCAACAUCUUCAACAAUGACAGAAACAGUCUCGAUGCCAUGUAUUCACAGUCGCACACAAAACUGAACAAUGGUUUUGGUUUCAACAGAGAAGGUGGCUCGCUGAAAUGGACCAACGAAGGUGGACAUGGUCUGAAUGCUGGUGUUACGCGUUUCGAAGGCAUUGGCAAGCAGGCCUCUAUUGUUGGCAAUACAAACCUUUUCACCUCCAAUGAUGGCAAUACUCGCUUGGAUGCCUAUGGUUCCGGUACGAAAUGGUUAAAUGGUCCAUUUGAAAAUCAAAGAGAAUUCAACUUCGGCUUUGGUGGAAGUCAUGCAUUUAAGGGUUAAUCGAAGAAAUAUAAUUUAAGAUUUAAAAAAAUAAUAGAAAUGAAAAAUAAAUAUUUAUUAUAUGAAA